Molecule: messenger RNA, 3092 nt
Organism: Filobasidium floriforme
Lineage: Eukaryota; Fungi; Basidiomycota; Tremellomycetes; Filobasidiales; Filobasidiaceae
Exons: 5
Coding region: 215-2872 (885 amino acids)
Molecular function (GO): guanyl-nucleotide exchange factor activity
Source: RefSeq, a predicted model, not a curated record
UGCUGAACAUCGCCUCUUCCCCUCCCCCAUUCAUUCAUCUCGACCGUCUUGACCUACCUACUCUCACCAGGUCCUCUUAGACAGGCCAAGCUGUCCUCUGUGAGAGAGGGAUGGUGCAUCGGUCGUGGUAGUCGAUCGCAUUCCGUCGCUCAGCUCCGACAUCGGGACAGCAAACGUGCGACCUCUUACCUACCACCUUCGACAUACCGCGAAGAUGACCCUCUCUUCAUCGCUCUCCCUCUUUCGACGGUUCUCUCGCAAGAACAAACGUCAGCCCUCUGAACUUGCACCCGAUCCGCAAGUCGAGGAUGUAUCACCAUCAACAUCACUACCGCAAGGCGAGCUCUCUUCGUCCUACAUAAUCGCUACACGCAGCACCAUCAGCGCCACCACCACCACGUCUCGUCAGUCGACUCUGGGUCGAGAUCAACAGGACAAGGGGGAAAGGAAACGGGUCGCAGAGACCCCGCAGGAAGAAGGUGAUCUAGAGACUACUCGGAAAUGUUCGAAAAAGGUCGCCUUCAACGAGGACAGUGAACCGUCUCAGCCUUCCCAGCUAGGAUAUGAAGAGCCGUUACAACCAGCACGAAGAUCAGGCGAGCCGGUUUAUCCUGUACGAGGAUCGUCGAUGGAAGACGCAGGAACGUAUCUGCUAGAAACGACGAGGACGACUACGACGUCCAUCUCCUACGAGCUCAUCACCGCAUCCGAGGACCACCAGGGUAGACCACCGAUACCUAGCAGGAUGUCCAGUCGCAAGCUCAUCAAGAGGUCCCCGCUACAGAGAGAUUCCAAGCCGGAACCGAUCAACACCUCGGGCCUGGUUCGGUCCAAGACGGAAGGCAGAAACCGAACCCGAUCGGCAGACGGUUCUAGGGAGGGGGAACAGGUGGACGAGUCGAUGAAAAUGUCACCCUGGAGAACGUGGGGCAGAAGAAACGGGGAGAAACGGACCAGGAGUGAUGCACCCCCGUCGGCCUGGUUGGGAAACAAGGGCAUCGCUGCGGAGCUCGGUGGUGGACAACCUCCUUUACCGCCAGCGAGCUCCCUGGGCAAGCGAUUGACCAAGAGUAUCAGCUUUACUCGACCUAAAGAGACCAAGAUUGUCCAGGAACCUGAACAACUCUCGGCCAGGGAGAUGGAGGUCGCAGGAUUCGCUCGUGCUUUGGAAGCCAGAAAGGACCGGGGUAAGAUGGAGCUCGUACAGACGCCGGGGGAAACCGUCUACGGGAUCGGUUGGCAGCCUGAAGACUCGAUCAAGCCUUAUAUCCUCCUUCGACCGUUGUCACCGAUGACCAUGCCUGCGCCUGAUCUCGAGCAGGAAGACAAGGAGGUCAUCUUGUCGGCUUCACCCGAUCCUCGUUCGCCCGAGACGCCGAUCUCUGCCAUGGAGAUGAACUCGGAGGACUGGAAUCACGCGGCAGGAUCGACAGAUACGCAUGGAACGACUGUCUACGCCGAAUCGUCCGGCUUCAGUCACGAUUCGAACUGCACCCCGGCAUUGAGCAUUAUCACCGGCUCGUUUUCGCCCUCCGCUUGUCCGACUCGCCAGAGCUCGUUGUCCAUGUCGCCGGCCCUUUUGACACCGGCUUCAACGCACAUGAUGGCUCACCAAUCCGAAUUACUCUACCGCAAGAGUACUACGGCUAGACGACCGAGGCUUCAACGUACCCUUGCCAUGAGUCAGAUCAGUGUUACAGGACUGGAGGACGAGCUGGGAGAGAACGUGCCAUCCGAGCAGGAGAUGGUCCGACUGAACAAGAUUGACGGCAAACGAAAGAAUAGGCAGAGCUUGAUGCAGAUCGAGGAUGACAUGGCCUUUGCGAAGGUCGUCACCGAGCUCAUGAGGGCGGAAAAGGAGGAACAGGUCAAGGAGGAAGAGACGGAAGGGUGGAUGAUGAUUCGGGAUUUGGGUUCGCCCAGUUUGGAAAUGACCAAGCAUGCCAAGACGAUGCGGGCAUUCUUCUUGGUCAGAGAGCUCUUGAAUGGAGAGCGGAAUUAUAGACGGCACCUCGUCAAGGGUAUCGAGAUGUUGAUGGAAGAUACUUUACAAACACAAACCUAUGCCACUGGCUACGACCCCAUAACGACGAAUUCGAUCUCGCCAUCGAAACUUACGAAACAACAGAAGCGCUCGACGUCCUUCAUCAACUUGCCCGUGUACGCUGCGAGCAAGGAUGUGAUGAUUAAGGAGGAGACGUCAACCCUCACCAAAUCCGCUCCAGGAACGCUCAAGCGGGGCAACCGACCGCAAUCGUUCUACGUUGCGCGGUCUAAUUCCGACUUUGGUGAACGCCGGAACCGGACGUUCAGCGACCUCACGGCGCUGGCCAAUGGAACUCCACCGGACCGUCAAAGGAUCUGCGAGGAUUUGCUCAAGCAUAUGCGUGACCUCUGCGUCGCUUCUCGUCGCCUAGCCAACGGACUGGAAUUCGACCCAUCACCCAAUGAAGCGGCAGCUAUGUUUCUCAAGAACGAAGACGCCCUGCUCUCGGUCUAUAGCGAGUGGUCGAGCAUUGUGGGCGAGGCCAUGUUGAGCGGGAUACCCACCAAGAUCCCCGCUCGAGCUGCAGCUCGCAGUAAAGAUGCGACUAGGCAGAGGAGAAGGAGCUUGAGAUAUGGAAGUAAGGAUAACGACAUCCCAGCGGGAGAACUGUUGCUGGCCGACAUCAUCAUCAAGCCCACGGCCCGCGCUGGCCAAUACAUUCUUCUUUUCCAAGAAAUUCUCGACUGCCUCGUCAAAAGUCACGAAGACACUACCUUGAUCGAGGCGGCUCUCGCUUCGGCGAAACGGCUCGUCGCAGAGUGUGACCGUCGGCAAGCCACCGACAUGAGCACCGUCGCCUCGCACAACACUGGUGUCGCCUUAUAAUUCACCGUCCCCUCAUCCGACCGUUCUUUCCCAAUAUUCUGGGCUCGCGUCACUCUUCCGCUCAGCAUUGUUUUAUACCCUGUCACCGUCUUUGCACGCACGACCGUCCACCGCGCACAUCUUAGAGUGGGUCGGCCUGAUGCAUCUCUUCUUGUAUCCAUACACUUUCUGUUCAUUACAUAGUCAUGGCAUCAACUAUGUGUUAGAGAGAUGCUACGGG